Molecule: messenger RNA, 708 nt
Organism: Corythoichthys intestinalis (scribbled pipefish)
Lineage: Eukaryota; Metazoa; Chordata; Actinopteri; Syngnathiformes; Syngnathidae
Product: C-C motif chemokine 4-like
Exons: 4
Coding region: 30-362 (110 amino acids)
Biological process (GO): immune response
Cellular component (GO): extracellular region
Molecular function (GO): chemokine activity
Source: RefSeq, a predicted model, not a curated record
GAUUAUCUGAACCAUCUCAAGAAACAAUUAUGCAAUUGUGCGCAACAAAACUGGCAUGCUUGGCUCUUCUCGUGGGCUACCUGGCAUUGGCUGCUGCAGGCCCUGGAUUUAAGAUCACCAGUUGCUGCACCAAGAGCACCUUGGGGCCUAUACGGGCUCCUAUCAUUGGCUACAGGAUUCAGAGGAAGAACCUUCCUUGUAUCCACGCAGUUGUAUUUGAGACCACUGAAGGCGAAGUGUGUAGCCACUGGAAACAGGACUGGAUCAUUCGAAAGAUCAAGGAGCUUGAGCGAGCGCGGACAGCCAGAGUGAACACCAACUCCUACCCUCAUGGAGAGACAAACACAACCGCUUUAUAUUAAUUUUAAAUAUUUAAUAUGGCUUUUCUAUUUAUUGGCAUCAUGUUUAUUUAUAUUUCUCCUAUUGCAUUCUCAAUAUUUACCUGUUCAAAAUAGAUAUAUUCUAAUCAAAGAUGAGAUCAUGAGAUGUUCGUAAUAAAAAUAUUAAACUUGAACAAUAGUUUGCUAUGAUUUGCUCAUAUUCACAGCUGACAUUAGAAGUGUUUCCGUUAGUUUUUCACAAAAUAAAAGCAAUAUUUCAAAAAUUGCCACUUAAGCGUCUUUCAAUUGAAGGUUUAUCAAAAACGCCUCAAAACUCUCGUGAAGUCGCAUCCUGCGAGAUUUCACUGAAAGAAGAUAGUUAUUUAAU